Molecule: messenger RNA, 1123 nt
Organism: Magnolia sinica
Lineage: Eukaryota; Viridiplantae; Streptophyta; Magnoliopsida; Magnoliales; Magnoliaceae
Product: guanine nucleotide-binding protein subunit gamma 4-like
Exons: 6
Coding region: 200-751 (183 amino acids)
Source: RefSeq, a predicted model, not a curated record
CAGCAGCAGCAGCAGCUGUGCAGCACUGACACCGCUCCCAGCACUCGGGUUUCUCCUCUCUCUCAAUAGAAACCCUAGAAAUCUCUUCCCAUUUCUCCCUUUCUAGAAUCUUCUUUCCUUCUUCUCUUCCAGCAGUCGCCGGAAUCCGGCCAUCCGCCAUUAUUUCCGGCGGCACUCGCGGCGGUUGCUGCUCGCUUCGAUGGCGGUAUCGGCUCCGUCGUCGUCGCCUUCAUCUUCUUCUCCACCUCCGUCGCCGGCGGCACCCCCUAGGUCGCUGCCGAGGUAUCUGAAUUUCUACGGGAAGCAUCGGAAGCAGGCGGAGUUGCAGAUCUUGAACCGAGAGAUUGGAUUUCUUCAGGAGGAGUUACGAUCACUUGAAGGCCUUCAACCUGCUUCUAGAUGCUGCAAAGAGGUUGAUGAAUUUGUAGGGAUGAAACCAGAUCCGCUGACACCUCUAAACCGGAAGGUUGAUAGAUCCUGUUGCAUUUGGAAAUGGCUGCGUCCGAAGUCCUGUUUCAACAUGUCAUGGAUUUGCUGCUUCGGCUGGUGCACAUUUCAUCCAGAAAGAUCAUGGUGUGGUUGUGGUCCACUGAGGAAAUGGCAAUGCUGUUGCCACUGCUGCUGCUUAGAGAAAUCUUCUUGCAGACGAUGCUGUGUUCUUCCAGCUCUUUCUUGCCCGCAUUGUUCUUGCAGCUGUUUGAGGUGUUGCCCAAGAUGUAGAAAGGUAUUUUUGUUAAAUGCUGAUAUCUAAGAUGGUCAUCAAGCACUCAAAUCCCUGGAUACGUCUCAUAUGUGUGAGACUAUCUUUUCAUUUUUUGGGUUCUACUGUGGAUAAACAUAGCUCAAAAAUCACACUGCUCAGGUAAUCUUAGAAGCUGAUUGGAUAACUAGGAAAUGUUGCUAUUGGGACCUUUGAAAAACGUCCAACUGACAGUCAACAUUCAUUGUUCAGGAGUCCAAUCAAUGGUUAGGAUGAUCUGAUUGGUGUGAUGUCUGGCAUAUCGCCCAUCCACAAUAUUGCCAGAUGAACAGUCUAGAUUCACACGUGUCCUGUGCAUGCCCACACUGAGUGCGUGAUACUCAAGAUAUUGACAUUUAACACUGAUCCUUUCCUAUUGUACUC